Fulvia fulva is the source of this 1647-nucleotide messenger RNA. RefSeq names its product Lipase 1. The transcript has 3 exons. The record is from RefSeq and is a predicted model, not a curated record. Bases 1 to 1647 code for a protein of 548 amino acids. NCBI's taxonomy places the organism in Eukaryota, Fungi, Ascomycota, Dothideomycetes, Mycosphaerellales, Mycosphaerellaceae.
AUGAGGUCCUUCUUCGCCAUCGCCAGCUUUGCUGGCUUAGUGUCUGCGGCACCCAAUGCACAGCCUGCUGUGAAAAGACAAAGUUCAUACGGCGCAUCUCCCCCAACAGUCACUAUCAAGAACGGCACCAUUCAAGGCUCUCACUAUGCUGCAGCUAACGAGGACUACUUCUUGGGAAUCCCUUUCGCGCAACCGCCUACUGGAGCGAAUCGAUACCGCCUCCCUCAAAGUAUCAACACUACCUUCGAUGGUGCAUUCCAGGCCACCCAAUAUGCACCGGAAUGCUAUGGCUAUGGAGGUGAUCAGAUUGGCUAUCCACAAUCUGAGGACUGCCUAUACCUCAACGUCGUCAACUUGACAUUCAUCGUGGAGAAUUCGGUCCAGAUCGGGAAGCCUAUCAUUGCAAUCUCGAUUGCGUACAGACUUGGUCCUUGGGGUUUCUUGAACUCGCGAGAGGUCAGCGAAAGUGGCAACACGAACCUUGGCCUUCGAGAUCAGCGGCUUGCCUUGCACUGGAUCCAGGAGAACAUCGGCGGAUUUGGGGACGACGCCGAGAAGGUGACUAUCUGGGGUGAGAGCGCUGGGGCUGCAUCAGUGGGUUGGCACAUCACGGCGUACAACGGUCGUGAUGACAAGCUCUUCCGAGCUGGCAUCAUGGAAUCUGGCAACCCAAUCCCGUAUAACAGCUAUUUCUCUGAUGAGCGGCAUCAGCCAAAGUACAACGACCUGCUGGAGGCUACAAACUGCACAGAUGAACUUGACACUCUGGACUGUCUGCGAUUGGUACCAGAGGCGACACUGCAGAAUAUCUUUAACACGACCAGCCUAAACUCAGGAUGGUCUCCAAUUGUAGACGGCGACUUCAUCCAACGUUGGGGCAGUAUCCAGCUUGCACAGGGCGCAUUCGUCAAAGUACCGAUCAUCGAUGGAGCCAACACGGACGAGGGGGUCUCCUUUGGACCAAGCCCGGUCGCCUCAGAGCAAGUGUUCAAAGAGCUCAUCAUCAACAACAGUGGCAACCCGCUUACUGCACACUGGGCAGACCAAGUGCUCGAGGCGUACCCACUAUCACCAGAGUAUUUUAUCCCACCGGUCGAAGAGGUACCAGCGAACUACACCUGGCCAUCGUCAUACGGAAACAGCCAGCAGUAUCGCCGUAGCGCUGCUUACUCGGGGGAUUUCUCCUUCAUCGCUAACCGUCGCGCAACAGCCGAGAUAUGGGCAGCCAACGGCCUUGCCGCGUACUCAUACCGCUUCAACACUCAACCCGCAGGCGCCAAGCCUAUUGAUGGGGUCGGCCACUUUCAGAAAGUUGCGUUCGUCUUCGACAACACCCAAGGUCUUGGCUACGAUGCGGAGCAUGGUACGACCAACCCAUUCGCCAACAGGACUAAGCCAUACUACGAACUCGCCGAGCUGAUGUCAAAGUCUUGGGCAUCAUUCAUCUACGACCUUGAUCCAAACGGCUGGAACGGGCGGGAUGGUCUCGGCUCCGGACCAGAUGCAUGGCCAAAGUACAGCCUCGAGCAGCCAGAAAACAUUGUUUUCGAUGCGAACGAGACAGGGUUGGCGGUCACGGAGCCUGACACUUUCAGAGCGGAAGGGAUUAGGUGGAUCAUCGAUCAUCAACUCGCGUACCAUAGAUAA